GUCGGAAAGUCUCGUCAUGUGACCCGCGAGAUAUAACGAGAAAACGUACUUCCGGGCAGUUGCUGCAAUAAUGGCGCUAUCAAUAAUAUACUGGGCUCGAUAUGUAGAUGGCCAUACAAAGCUUACUAGGAAGAGCGAGAAAGCCGUGGAUAGCGACAGGGUGCUAAAGUUCGUUUUAGACAAAGAAUAUCACGUGAUAUCGGCGGUGGUUCAAGCUUCAAUGCGAGACACUUCAUACAAAGUUCAGAUAUUUCUGGAAAAUGAAGAUGAUGAUGCAGGAACAAUUAUAUCAUCAACCUGUGAAUGCCCUAUGGGUCAGUUUCGCUGCCACCAUGUAGCUGCUGCACUUCUGUUUGGAUAUAAAAGAGCAAGUAAGACAGAUGUGAAGUGCAGCUGGAUCAAGCAUCCAAAAUCGGCACCUCCCAAAUCCACAACAACCAUGGCGGAAAUGUAUCCACCCAGGCAACAAGAUUAUAGGGACAAGCUUGUUAUUUCUUCGGAAAAUGUCAUUAAGACUGCAUGGAUGACUACAGGUCAACGAGAGAAUUCGUUAUGGGCAGCUGUUCGCAAGUUACGAAUAACUGCAUCAAAUUUUGGGCAAGUUAUCGGAGCUAUCAGGAGAAAUCGGCUAACUUUAUCCUUGAAGAAAAGGUUACUCAGUGCUUACAAUCUUGAGAAGAGACCUUCUAUUCAGUGGGGACUUACACAUGAAAAGGUUGCAAUAGAUAGCUAUUGUAAGCUUUCAGAGGUGUCUGUAUUGCAGACAGGUAUUUGGCUCCAUGAAUCAGGAGUUCUUGGAGCUUCUCCUGAUGGAUUUGUCCAGGGUGAUCCUAAAACGUGUAAUAUGAAUGUCCACCUUCAAAGUAAACUGACAGCAUCACCAGCAAUUUUAGAGGUGAAAUGUCCGUUUUCAGCAAGAGCGAUGUCCAUAAAGGAUGCUUGUGCAAACUUGAAAGAUUUUUUUCUAGAGUGCGACUCUGAGGGCACUUUGCGUCUCAAAGAGAGCCAUGACUAUUGGCAUCAAGUUCAAGGCCAACUUUAUCUAACAGGAACUUCAUGUUGUGAUUUCGUUGUUUGGACACCAGUCAGUAUGGAAGUUAUUCGCAUUCUUAAAGAUGACUCAUGGCAAUGCCACUUGAAAAACAUGAUUGAAUUUUAUUUCAAUGUUUUUUUUACCCUCUCUUAAUUAAAAACUUGGCAGACUGUAAUUCAGAAAUUUUCUAUUUACUGUUUAUUUUCCUAUUGAUACAUUAAAUUACU
Magallana angulata is the source of this 1260-nucleotide messenger RNA. RefSeq lists its product as uncharacterized. Lineage: Eukaryota; Metazoa; Mollusca; Bivalvia; Ostreida; Ostreidae. The coding region runs from base 71 to 1186 and encodes 371 amino acids. The record is from RefSeq and is a predicted model, not a curated record. The transcript has 7 exons. Gene Ontology annotation, molecular function: zinc ion binding.